Molecule: messenger RNA, 3949 nt
Organism: Cyprinus carpio (common carp)
Lineage: Eukaryota; Metazoa; Chordata; Actinopteri; Cypriniformes; Cyprinidae
Biological process (GO): cell-matrix adhesion; proteolysis
Molecular function (GO): serine-type endopeptidase activity
Source: RefSeq, a predicted model, not a curated record
AUGGCGCCUGUGUGUUUGGCAUGCCGUCUGCAGCUCUCGUGUUUUCUUCUCUUUCUGUCUGAUGUGUCUUUUACCUGCUGUACGCGACUGGUGUACGCCCGUCAAGCUCUCCUAGACAUCCGCAUCUCCGUUGGGGAUUCUUUCGCGAACUUUCACACCGUGGACGUGGAAUGCCCACUUCACAAACCGUACGAGCCUCCCCGAACCAUCUUCCUGCACGAUAUCUUCCGGUGGCCGCUAAACACCGUGCGGAGGAAGCGAAGGAGGAAACGAGGUGACACAAGAAAAGCUAUAAAAGCCCAGAGCUGUGGGGUUUCUCCACUCAGCACUCGUAUUGUUGGGGGUGAGGAUGCAGCUGUGGGGAACUGGCCUUGGCAGGUCAGUCUACAAUAUUUUGGCUAUCACUUCUGUGGAGGGUCCCUCAUCAGCCAGGAAUGGGUGCUCACUGCAGCUCACUGCGUGUACUUCUUAUCCUCAGACAUUGGACUGAACUGUAUUGUUUAUCUGGGUAGACAGAGCCAAAAUAUUUCAGUCUCUAACCCACAUGAGGUAAGUCGAGGAAUCCGAUCCAUCAUUCCACAUCCAGACUAUGACCCCUACCAGUUCACCAAUGACAUUGCCUUGCUGAGACUGAGUUGGCCAGUGAACUAUACCAACUACAUCAGCCCGAUCUGCCUGGCUGCAUAUGACAGUGUCUUUCAUGAUGGCACCACCUGCUGGGCCACUGGAUGGGGAGAAACUGGUUUUGUAGGUAAUCAUCGUGCUCAGCCCAGUUCUGGAGCUCUGCAGGAGGUGAAGAUGAAUGUGGUGGAGAAUAAGGACUGUAACUGCAUGUUUCAAGACUCCCUAUUGUUUGACAUAACAAUUACUCCGGCAAUGAUGUGUGCAGGAGGAGAGAGCGGCAAAGGAGUAUGUUUUGGAGAUUCUGGUGGUCCAUUACAGUGUAAGCAGGGUUCUGUAUGGAUCUUAGCUGGCGUCACAAAUUUUGGGAUUCCUUGUGGCACUGGAAUUGUACCUGACAGCUAUGCUAGAGUAUCCAAAUUCCAAAACUGGAUCUUGGAGAAUGUAAAUGGAUCAGAUAUUGGAUUUGUGACUUUUUCAUCUGAUGUUGAAGAUAAAGACAGCAGCUAUUUGUGCAGUGAAGAAGAUAUAGCCCUAGGACUUUUUUACCCGUUUGGAAAUAGAGACAUAGAAAUUCCCCCUCAAGAUAAUGGAAGCUCUCCAUUAGUACUGGAAAAGCCCUUUGUAUUUUUUGGACAUGUUUUUGAGCAAGUUUAUGUAAGUUCAUCUUUUCAAGUUGUUUUGGUCUCUGGUGGUUCUCUGUCUUUUGUCAUGAUGAACUAUGGAAAUAUCUCUGCUACAGAUCAACAGUUUCAGGCUGGAUAUGGCACAGUUAAUUCAACAAAUAAUUUUUCAAUCCCUGUGCCUGAUGAAAAUGAGCUCUUCAACUCCAGUAAUGUCAAUGUGCCGGGACGCUGGGUAUUUCGUGUUGAUGGUGGACCUGAGGAGGGAAUUUUCUACCCAUAUGGAGAUGAGGAUACAAAGAACCAUUCAGAGUAUUUUGGGAGUUCUCCACUGAUCCCUCUGGCUCAGCCAUUUGUGUACUUCGGGCUUAUUUAUAAUGAGCUAUACGAGUCAACUUUUCAAGCCGUUUUGGUGUCUGGCAAAAACAUGUCAUUUACACUCAUGCAUUAUGGUCAUAUCGCCCCGACAUAUGCAUUUAAGUCUAGCUGUGCCACAAGUGAUUCAACUGAUUUAUUUUCAGUUCCUGUCUAUGAUGCCACAAAACUGCCAUACACAAGCAAUGUCAACGUCAUGGGUCGAUGGGUAUUUCGAACUGACAAAGCAUCAGAAAACAAUGGUCUCUUUUAUCCAUCUGGCCAUCAGGACUCUCAGAAUCCCUGUCAAAGUAAUGAAAGCUCACCAGCCCUGCAUUUGCAGUAUCCUUUCUUGUACUUUGGACGCACAUAUCACAACAUAUAUGUCGACAAUAAUGGACUUUUGACAUUUGAACCAUUUUAUGAAAGACUCCCCAAGGCUUUCCCUGCCAACUCUAAUAGAGACAUUAUAGCUCCACUCUGGGGAAAGUUUGACUGUAGCGUCAGUGGAAACAUCUCCUACCGCGUGGUAACUCGAGGCCGUAUUCUGGACCGGGCAAGAAAUGAUAUCAAACAGUAUUUCCCUCAGUUUGGGUUCUCAGUACACACAGUCUUCAUUGCUACUUGGAAUAGAGUGCCUUACUUGAACAGCCCCACGACGCAAAAUAAGCUGUUCAACUCCAGUAAUGUCAAUGUGCCGGGACGCUGGGUAUUCCGUGUUGAUGGUGGACCUGAGGAGGGGAUAUUCUACCCAUAUGGAGGUGUAGAGGAUGAGAUGAGCCCCCAGUCAGAUGAUGGAAGUUCUCCACCGAUUCCUCUGCUGCAGCCAUUUGUGUACUUUGGCCGUGUUUAUGACAAAAUAUUUGUGAAUAAUAAUGGCGAUCUGACCUUUGACAGGCCACUUUAUCAGUGGUAUCCCAAUUAUUUUCCUGCAUACUCGUCUAUAGACAUCAUCGCUCCACUGUGGACAGACAUUUAUAAUUAUGAGAAAGGAACCAUCUCUUACAGACAAGAAUCAACCUUCCAAGUGGUUUUGGUGUCUGGCAAAAACAUGUCAUUUACACUCAUGCAUUAUGAUUAUAUCACUCCCACCGAAAGCGUUGAGUUUGGCUUCGACACAAUUAACUCUACUAAUUUCUUUUCAAAUCCGGUUUCUGAUGUUGCAAAUCUGUCAUUCACAAGCAAUGUCAAUGUCAUGGGUAGAUGGGUAUUUCGUGUUGAUAAUUCAUCAGAAAACAAUGGAUUCUGUAUUAAAACUAAUCCACAAGCUUCCUCAGAUGAUGUUUCUAGUGCUCUGAUGUGUGGAAGAACCCCAGUUACCGCCAGCAGCAGGAUAGUAGGAGGUCACGCUUCAGCUGGACGCUGGCCCUGGCAGGCUAGUCUCCUCUGGCAAGGCAGGCACAUCUGUGGAGGUUCUCUCAUCAACAAAGAGUGGGUGCUGUCUGCUGCCCACUGCUUUAAUGGGGAUCCUGCAUAUUAUUACACUGUGUCUUUGGGGCGACACACCCAGGAAGGCUUCAACCCCAAUGAAGUGUUCAGAUAUGUGAGAUUAAUCAACAAACAUCCUAGUUACAACCAUUUAACAAAUGACAAUGAUAUUGCUCUUCUCAAACUGAGCUCUCCAGUCACAUUCACUGACUACAUCAGACCCGUGUGUCUAGCAGCUUAUACCAGUGUGUUCAACAGCGGCACAGACAGCUGGAUCACUGGAUGGGGAAACAUUGGUGAAGGAGUGCCCCUUCCAUCCCCUGAAGUUCUACAGGAAGUGGAGGUUCCUGUAAUUGGUAACAGACAGUGCAACUGUCUCUAUGGAGUUGGAGAGAUAACAGACAACAUGAUCUGUGCUGGUCUCCUGGAAGGAGGCAAGGACUCAUGUCAGGGAGAUUCAGGAGGUCCGAUGGUGAGCAGACAGAGCUCUGUAUGGGUUCAGUCCGGUAUCGUUAGCUUUGGGACUGGCUGUGCUCGACCUGAACUUCCUGGUGUGUACACCAGAGUAUCACGUUAUCAGGAAUGGAUCAGCUCCUUCGUGUGCAGUGAUCCUCCAGGUUUUGUGCACUUUACCUCUGCUGAAGCUGACCCUGACUACAGUUACAGCUGUCCUGGUCUUCCUCCUCAUCCUGAUCUUCCUCUUCCUCCUUCCUUAUUAAUAGAUACAGAAUCUAAAAUUCCAUCUUCUGCAACAUCUCCUCCACAAAAUUCUUUGCGAUCAUAUUUUCUGUUGCUUCCACCAAUGUGUUUCAUAAUUUAUAGGGUUUGGGGUCAGUAAGGUUUUUUUUUCUUCUUCUUCUUUCAACAAGGAAUAAAUGCAACACAGGAAUAAAUGACAUUUUAAAAUAUAGGCUAUUCUAAUA